Boleophthalmus pectinirostris (great blue-spotted mudskipper) is the source of this 2126-nucleotide messenger RNA. Its product is annotated as glutathione synthetase-like. Gene Ontology annotation, cellular component: cytosol. Lineage: Eukaryota; Metazoa; Chordata; Actinopteri; Gobiiformes; Gobiidae. The record is from RefSeq and is a predicted model, not a curated record. The transcript has 12 exons. The coding region runs from base 56 to 1471 and encodes 471 amino acids. Gene Ontology annotation, biological process: glutathione biosynthetic process. Gene Ontology annotation, molecular function: ATP binding; glutathione synthase activity; glutathione binding.
ACAAGACAGCAUUAAUAGAGCAAGAGAGCAUACAAUUUGUCUCCCUUUUUUCAGAAUGUAUGCCCUGGAUUUGAUGAACGACAAAGCCCGUCUGGAAGACUUGGCAAAAUUUGCAAAAGAUGUGGCGUUAUUACAUGGUUUUAUCUUUAGGCCAAAGGAGCCCCAAAACUCUGAGCUAGCAGAACACAUUACAUUCACCCUGUUCCCCACACCAGUACCUCGAGCUGCGUACCUUCAGGCUAAGGCGGUCCAAGUUCACUUUAACACACUGAUGGCCCGGGUUAGCCAGGAUGCUGACUUUUUGGAAGAGGCUCUGGCCAGCACCGUAAAAGUGGAUGACUUCAUUGCGCGGCUCUUCAGGAUCCACAAGACAGUCGUGAAAGAAGGGAGAUCUCCGUUCAUCGCCCUUGGCCUUAACCGCUCAGACUACAUGCUGGACCAGAGCCAACCCGGAACCUCCGUCUUAAAGCAGACUGAAAUCAAUACGAUGGCAGCAGGAGUCGGAGGGCUAAUUCACGUUUUGGCAAAGGUGCAUAGGAUUAUUCUAAUGAAAGCUGGUCGAUAUGAGGAAGAAAGAUGUAUUCUAGAAAAUAAUGCCGUAGCCGGUCAGACCAAGGCUAUGGCCAAAGCCUGGGAGCUCUACGGGUCACAAAGUGCUGUGGCUCUGAUGCUGAUAACAGGAAAUGACACAAAUAUCUUCGAGCAGCGGAGCGUGCAGGUGGAACUGUUAAAAUUUAAUAUCACUAUGAUACUGCGGCGUUUUAAAGACGUGCUCGAGAAUGGUUUCCUGACUGAAGAUGGCAGACUGUUUGUUGAUGGGAAGGAGGUUGCAGUGGUAUACUAUAUGCAUGGCUUUGUUCCUCAGCAGUACACCAGUGAGGAGGACUGGGAGGCUCUGCUCAUGAUAGAACGCUCUUUGGCAGUGAAGUGUCCUGAUAUCGCCACACAUUUAGCUGGGACCAAGAAAGUUCAGCAGGUGUUGUCCCAGCCUGGAGUCCUCGAGCGCUUCUUCCCUGAGGAACCGCAUGCGGUGGAGCAGAUCCGGGCCACCUUCACUAGACUCUACUCUCUGGACAUGGGUCCAGAAGGAGAUCGAGCAGUGGAAAUGGCAAUAGCUGAUCCAGAGCACUUUAUCAUGAAACCUCAGCGAGAGGGAGGAGGUAACAACAUUUAUAGUCAAGAUAUCAGUAAAGUGCUUAAGGAGUUAAAAGGUCCUGAGAGAUCUGCCUAUAUUUUGAUGGAGAAAAUCCUGCCUAUUCCUUCACCUAACAUUCUUCUGAGACGAGACAAGCCCCCCACCAUCUGUGACUGUUUGAGUGAGCUGAGCAUGUACGGGGCCUAUGUCAGGCAUGGCAAAGAGAUGGUGCUGAAUGAACCUAUCGGCCAUCUGCUCCGGACUAAGGUAGCAACAGACCAUGAGGGGGGCCUAAUGAUAGGUCGGUCUGGAAUAGAUAAUCCCCUUCUUUACUAAAAGGUCAACUUUAAUGUUUUUCAUUACAUGGUUUCUUUGCUUUCAAAGGUCUCAAUCUGAUAAGUCAAUUUUAUAUUUGAAGUUCCUGUUUGGAUGUAUUGUAUGUUGUUGUAUUAAUAUUUCCUGGGCAGAGGGGGUUUGUUUGGCUAGCAAACUGACCAAUGAUACAAUUAUAAUGGAAAACACAGUGUAUUUAUUAGGACAGUGCGAUUUCAUUGACCAUAAAGGCAGAGAUAUUUGUAUCAGACUGUAUCUCAAAAGGCAGGGAGGGUUUAUUGUGCAAUUUACACUAUACUGUGCAGAUAUUAUGCUACUUAGGCUUAGGAUUUCUGGUAACAUAUUUAUGAUAGACUAUUACAUGAAACAGGUUAAAUAUAUAUGACAAGCAGCUGAUUGACAAGCAUAAAAUGAAAUGAAUAUAUAGAAAUGAAUAUAUAUUUUAAUAUAGUUACUCAGAGGAGCAGUGUAAUGAAAUGGCAUGAUAUGGCUUGUGGCUAGAUCCACACCUGGAAGUAUGAGUUGUUUACAGUCGACCUACUAAUGAUCAUAAACAUGUAUAUAUUAACGGUGAUAUCUAUACUUUAAUAUGAAUGUAAAUGAUAUGACAUGAUGAUAAAUAACAACACUAAUAUAAACUGAAAUAAAAGUGAUUCAA